CCGACCUAAAUUUGGCAGGGAUAUAAAAGCUUUCUAGUACCCGAAACCCAAAAUAUUCCCACCUACACAAACCCUUCGGCCUGCUAGGGUUUUUUCGAUACGUGCAUCGUUCGUUCUGAUCUGUUGGUUUCUUGAAAAGCAAUGUCUCGUGUAUAUGUUGGGAAUUUGGAUCCAAGGGUCUCUGAGCGCGAGCUUGAAGAUGAAUUUCGCGUGUUUGGAGUUAUUCGAAGCGUAUGGGUUGCACGGAGACCCCCAGGUUAUGCGUUUAUAGAUUUUGAUGAUACCAGAGAUGCACGGGAUGCAAUCCAUGAAUUGGAUGGGAAGAAUGGCUGGAGAGUUGAGCUUUCUCACAAUUCUAGAGGUGGUGGUGGAGGCCGUGGAGGGGGCCGUGGUCGUUCUGGCGGCGGUUCUGAUCUGAAAUGCUAUGAGUGUGGUGAGCCUGGCCAUUUUGCUCGUGAGUGCCGUUUACGUGGUGGCGGUGGCGGUGGAGGUGGUGGUGCUGGUAGAAGACGUAGCCGCAGUCCUCGAUACCGCCGGAGUCCAAGUUAUGGUCGCAGGAGUUACAGUCCCCAUGGAAGAUCUCCAAGACGCCGCAGCUUGUCACCUCGUGGGCGUAGCUAUAGCAAAUCACCUCCCUACCGUGGUAGAGAGGAGCUACCUUAUGCCAAUGGAAAUGGCAUAAAGGAUCGUCGUCGGAGCAGGAGCUGAGGACCACUGACUUCUCAACCUGCCUUAGUUUACACAGGAUGUUUAAAGGAUUACUCCGGUUCUAUGUGUUUUUAGUGCUUGGACUUCGUAACAGACCAUUUUAAAUCGGGCGACGCCCUCAGCCUCUACUUUUGAGUUUGGAUAAGUCCUUUCUAUCUACUGUUUGAAUUGUUUUUCUUUUUGCCCUUCAGUAUAGUUGUAGGAAUCUAUAUGCUAAAAUGUCAUUAGUUCAUAUUUAUUUUUGAUAAUGUUAUUAAAGCAAAUGUCUUGAAGGGCACUGCUAAAGAUGUAUGUUUUUUUUUUUCCUUGUUGAGGUGUCGUCUCGUACUGCUUCACUGCUUUUCUGCUUCUAGUCGUCUGCUUCUGCUUCACUGCUUUUCUGCUUCUAGUCGUCUGCUUCUGCUUCACUGCUUUUGUGCUUCUGCCCUAUCCUGGGAUUUCGUUCUACACUGCCCAGCUCUGGGAUCUUCAAUUUCAAAGGUUGUAGGUCCCAGCCGGCUACAACUGUAGAUGCUACUAUUUGAUUGAAACUCUGCGGUUGUGUUGCAUGCUCUCAUAAUGUUUAUGGGAUUCCUUUUUAAUUAACUUGAAGCAUGAGGAACGACGUCAAAUGCUUCUGGCAGGUACAUGAAACUGUUCUACAGAAGUUUGGGUUGGGAUUGUUUCAGAAAAUCUGCUUUUUUAGGCAUAUCUGCAUAGCAUUCCAUUCUUUUCUUCAUGGCAUUUGCAUCACAUUAGGAGGAUGUUAUUCCAUAUCAAUUAUUACCAUAUCUUUUUCUCUGUAUAUAUAAUGGUGUGGUUUAGGACGUUUGCAUUUACAAAGUAUGGUUAGGUGAGGGGUGUGAUUAAGCCUAGGAGUCAUUCUUUUGAAAUUUUAAUUUUUUUUUUUUUUUAUACGUGUUAAUUUUCUUCUCCCUUGAUUGCAAUUGCUUGUACGGUGGGUCGGUUGCUACGCCGUGCUCUCUUGGCGAAGUCUUUAAGUGAACUGUCUCAAGAUGAGCAACUUCUUCCCAGCUGAAUGCUAGUGGGAGUUCUCUUCCGUGCACGUAAGUGGUAUUUUCCUGCUGUUGGUGAAUACCAUUUUCCAUGAUUCUUUAUAUUAUUACGUUGGUGUUCAUUUCUCAUCUGCUUGAAAGCCCCACUUCUCUCAAAGAGAAACAUAUAAGUUCCCGUGGGUUGUCAUCAGAAGUCGCCAUGCCUGCCAAUUGAUCCUUCAUCUUAGUUUGCAGCUUGCUAGGUCUUUCUGCCUACAUAAUUAUGCACGGUCUAUGUAAUUGAGAUUUGUAUCUUGCUUCGCCGAAUAUGGAUCACAAUUGAACUUGUAGGUUUGUUGGAAUAGCUCUCGACCGAUAGGGAGAGGGGCGCGCUGAAAUCGUUCCUAUCGGGUAAUUUGGACUCAGAUUGGUAGGGCUGUUUUUGAAUGUCCAUCUUAUAUGAAAAUAUUUAUUUUGAUAUA
Messenger RNA from Cucurbita maxima (winter squash), 2164 nucleotides. Its product is annotated as serine/arginine-rich splicing factor RSZ22A-like. Gene Ontology annotation, molecular function: zinc ion binding; RNA binding. The record is from RefSeq and is a predicted model, not a curated record. NCBI's taxonomy places the organism in Eukaryota, Viridiplantae, Streptophyta, Magnoliopsida, Cucurbitales, Cucurbitaceae. Gene Ontology annotation, cellular component: nuclear speck. The transcript has 6 exons. Bases 142 to 708 code for a protein of 188 amino acids. Gene Ontology annotation, biological process: mRNA splicing, via spliceosome.